AUGCUCCUGUGCUGCUAUUUUUGUUUGAUUGUUUAUAAAUUCCUUGAUUUAGAGCCAGAUGAUGAACUAGAGAAAAAUCCAAAUCAAAGCGAUUUAAUAGAGCUGGCAGCUGAAAUGUUGUAUGGACGAAUACAUGCUCGCUACAUCAUGACAAACAGAGGCAUUGCUCAAAUGAUAGAAAAAUGGCAACAGGGAGACUUUGGAUACUGUCCUCGUGUAUACUGUGAGAAUCAACCCAUGCUACCGAUUGGUUUGUCUGAUGUCAUGGUCAAACUGUAUUUUCCUAAAUGUCAAGACGCGUACACACCCAAAUCUUCCAGGCACCACCAUACAGAUGGUGCAUAUUUUGGCACUGGCUUUCCUCAUAUGUUGUUUAUGGUACAUCCUGAGUAUAGGCCUAAAAGGCCUGCAAAUCAAUUUGUUCCGAGGCUUUAUGGAUUCAAGAUACAUUCUCUUGCUUAUCAACUUCAGUACCAAGCUGCGACUAACUUUAAAAUGCCCUUGAGAGGCACAGGACACCCCAACAGCAAACGAUGAAACACUCACUCUUUUAGAACUGUUAUUUUUUUUCUUAAUCAAACAUAGGUUUUCAUGAUGUCUUUAAGGUGACGACAUAUUUGGUUUAAUUUUUGUAAAAUUGUAAGUCCUUGAAUUUACUAGAUGCUUAAAUUAUAUGAGGU
Messenger RNA from Physella acuta, 680 nucleotides. RefSeq names its product casein kinase II subunit beta-like. Gene Ontology annotation, cellular component: cytoplasm; protein kinase CK2 complex. The record is from RefSeq and is a predicted model, not a curated record. Gene Ontology annotation, molecular function: protein kinase regulator activity. NCBI's taxonomy places the organism in Eukaryota, Metazoa, Mollusca, Gastropoda, Physidae.